UGCUUCUCUAAUAGUCGGCCAUUCAGCGACACAAAGCUUUUGAACGUUUAAAAUAUAUUUUUCUCUGAAGUCUAAACGGUUUAACUAUUACUGCAAGCGAUAACAUGUUUUCUUUUAUAACUAUAACUUAAUGAACUGCAUCGUUGGUCGGAAAUGAACUGACGGUGUAGUUAAUUCCUUCUGAAGAGGUGGAGGUCGACGUUAGCUGCUAGCCUUGUUAGCCACUCCAGGCCAUUCUGUAUGUGAUCACGUUGGCCUUCUGCGGCUUUGUUUGAUAACAUGUAUCCCUCUUGGGGAAAUUACGGACCCCCUCCGUCGCAAAACUACGGGGGACCUGGCCCUCGCAUGCCUCCAGUUGGAGCAGGUCCGGCUCCUGGUAGUUUUGGUGGCUUCGAUGCCUCCUCCGGCGGCUCGGUGUUCUCCAGCCUCCAGGAGCAGCACCGCCAGCAGAUGCAGCAGCUCCAGAUGCUGCACCAGAAACAGCUGCAGUCCGUGUUACACCACGGCAACAGCGGCUCUGGGUAUGGGGGUGGACUCUCGGGUGGGUUUAACACGGGCCCGCAGUGGCAUUCAGAAGGACCCCUGCCACCCAAACCGGGUCAGCAGCAACCCCCUCCACCGCAGCCAGCUGAGUCCAAGCCGGUUCAACCUCCUCCAGAACCCCAGCCACCCAGGCCACAGGAGAACAUUGCUGCUCCCCAAGCUCCAGAAGCCAGCAACACAAGCCCAUCCAGCUCGGAUAACAAAUCCUUACAUCUACAGGAGCAACAGAAUGUGUGGUACAAACAACAUCUUCAGAAUCUACAGAAACUAAGGCAAGAGAAAGCCAAGCAAAAUCAGAAAGAUGGCGUCGCCUUUCUACCGCCGCAGCCACCCACAAGUCAGGCAGCUCCUCCUCCCCCUCCCUCAGAACCACCUAAAGGCACACCCCCACCUCCACCCCCUAAAGAGGAACCCCCUAUGCCACCUCCACCUCCUGUAGAAGGAAAGAGUGCAAAUGUAGGAAACCCAAGUAAAUUUACAGACACACCUGAUGCCCCAAAAGACCCAGAGGAAGCUGCUCGUCUCCAACAAUUGCAGGCUGCAGCCGCACAUUGGCAGCAGGUGCAACAGCAGAGAGUUAGUUUACAGUACCAGGCUCUCAUGCAGCAACAUGAAAAACUUCAGCAGGUUCUUGAACAGUAUCAAAGACUGAUUCAGCAACCUCCAAACCUGCAGACGAUGUCUGCGGAAAUGCAGCUGAGACACUACCAAAUGCAACAGCAGCAGUUCAUGCCUUUAUUCCAAGACUGGAAUAGUUCUUUUGCCUUGUGGCAUGAGCAGUUCCAGUCUUAUCCUCACAAAGACCAAUUGCAGGAUUAUGAGCGCCAAUGGAAGCAGUGGCAAGAGCAGAUGAAUGCUACCAAUGCCCAUCUCCAAGAAAGACUGGCCACUAUUACUGCCAUGGUGCCAUUUGCCUCAAGCCAGUAUGGUGCUAUGAUGGGACAGUUUGGCCAGUACCCUGGACAAGAGAUACAAAUGCAGCAGCAAGUAGUAAACCCUGGUGUCCAACCCCCUGCGGUUCCCGCUGGUGCCACAGCUCCUGGUGCUGCUGGUGUUGCGCCUCCAAGUCAACAACCUCCUACCUUUGUGGCACAUUCAGAGUCAUCUGACGGACCACCUAUACAAGGUAGUAUACAAGCUGGAGUUGGAGUCAUGCUCCCUGGACCCUUGACGACGCAAACAUCAAGUUUCAACAGCGCAAGAGGACAGCGGCCCAGCAGAUUUGACCAGCCACCACAAGGUUUUGAUGGGCCCCCUAUGUUCGACCAAUCACAGCAGCGCUUCGAUGGUCCCCCAAGGUUCGAACCGCCCCAACAGCGUUUUGAUGGUCCCUCGAGGUUCAACCAACCACGUCAGCGUUUUGAUGGUCCCACAAGAUUUGACCAACCACGUCAGCGUUUUGAUGGUCCUCCAAGGUUCGACCAACCACAACAACGCUUUGACGGUCCCCCAAGGUUCAACCAACCACGGCCGCGCUUUGAUGGUCCCCCAAGGUUCGACCAACCACGGCCACGCUUUGAUGGUCCCCCAAGGUUCGAGCACCCACAACAGCGUUUUGACAGCCCCCCAAAGUUCGACCAACCACGGCAGCGCUUUGAUAAUCCGCCCAGACCUGACCAGUCUCAUUUUGGACCACAAUCUAAAAUAGACUCCUCAAGGCCCCUUUGCCCUCCACCACGUUUUGAAUCUCCUACAGCACCUCAGCUAAAAAAGCAACAAGGUCCUCAAUCUAAGUUGGAGACUGACAUUCAGAAUCCUGCCAGCACAGAAUCAACAACUCCAUCAAAAGCACCUGCUCAACCACAGUCUAACAAAGAUAAAAAUGUACCAAAUAAGGGAACAGCUGAAGACUUGACAGAUGAUAGCUUGCUUGGAGCGGAGGGCUUUUUUAUUCCAGAUGACCCUAUUCCCCAGACAUUAAAAAGUAACCUAGAGCCCGAGAAAGAAGAUGGCAAAGGAGUCACUGAUGAUGGCAAUAAAGGCAAACCCGAUACUGUAACUACAGCUAAUCCUUUGGUAUCAAAACCUCAAUUGCCUCCACAAAAUUCUAAUAAGGCAGAUGGACUACUGACAAAUGACAAAGCACCAUCGAAUAAAAAGGUUGCUGAAAUCCAACCAGAACCACAAGGUUCUGCCCAGUUGGCACCAAAACCAGAGCCUCCAAAGCUGUUUCCUGCCAGGGAUCGAGGCCAGCCUCCACUGUGUGGUCUUGGGCGUGGACAGAUAGGCCCUGGCCAGUUCAGGGAACAUAAUACUCCACAAAAUGAGGAAGAGAAGGGAGAAAUGCCUUAUGACUGCAUCCCGUCGGAAGAAGAUACAGGAGUACCUGAAGAGCAGCAAGACUACUGGCAAGAUCCUUCAUAUCAGGAGUUUGGUGGCGAUGAAUCUGAAGACACAUGGAUGCCGGAAGAACAUUACUUUGAAGAGGAAGAGUAUUAUGAGGAGCCAAUGGCACCACAUAUGGGGCGAGGCAGACCCCCAGUCAGAGGAGGGCCCCCUAUAGGAAGAGGAGGACCACCAAUGGGAAGGGGAGGUCCCAUGUUGGGAAGGGGUCUACCUAUAGGAAGAGGAGGACCUCCCAUGGGCAGAGGAUUUCCUUCCAUGGGCAGAGGAGGACCCCCCAUGGGCAGAGGAGGACCUCCCAUGGGAAGAGGAGGACCCCCCAUGGGCAGAGGAGGACCCCCCAUGGGCAGAGGAGGACCUCCCAUGGCCAGAGGAGGACCUCCCCUGGGCAGAGGGGCACCACCCAUGGGCAGAGGAGGCCCACCAAUGGCAAGAGGUGGACCAAACUUUGGAAGAGGAGGCCCACCAAUGGGUAGAGCAGGGACACACAUGAGGAGAAGUGGUCCAUCAAUGGGUAGAGGAGACCCAGAAGACAUGCACUGGGCAGGUGCUGAAUCAACUGAGUGUUCUGAGGAAGGGGAACCUUACUGGGAAGAAUGGCGACCUCAGAUGAGAGGCAUGAGACCCCCAUUUCCUCCUGGUCGGGGUCGACCCCCACGUGGGCACCCUAGUUUCAUGACUCGAGGGCGAGGCAGUCCACUUCACGCUGUUCAUGGUGAAAUGGGCCAUGAGCCUGUAAGUCAUGAAAUGGACUUGGAUGAUACUAACGUGGAUCAAUCAAGGCACCCAAUGUACCAUAAACACGACCCGUAUGGCCAUCCACUGCAUCCUGAUGUAGGAAGAGGCAGGCGACACGUACCACCACCUCCUCGUGAAAUGAUGGAUCGCUUGGAGGAGCCUUUGUAUGAUAAAGGAGGGGAGGAGGAUUCUGAAUGGUAUCCUCCUCACGAAGGAGUCCCUCCAAUGCCUCCACAUGAAAUAAUAGAAAGAGGAGGAAUAAGAAAACGACCUAUGGGUCGAGGAAUGGCAAGGGGAAUGUGGCGUCGAGGUCCAAAUAAUGAAGGAUAUGACGAGGCGUAUAAUGAGGACUACUCUGUAGAUUAUGAUCAUGGUGAGGAUGGGUAUCCCCGGCCUCCAGCCCAGGACUAUCUACCUGAUGAAUAUCACCAUGAAGCCAAGCGCUACGAGUCCGAGUGGGACCAAGAUUGUGCUCUUCCUCAAAGAGAGUAUCCUCCCCGCAUGCCACCCCCAGCACACCUCAGAGAGGAACGCUGGAAUCCAGAAACUGAGAGACAUCACUCAUAUCCAUAUGAGGAAAAUGACAGGGCAAGAAGAGAGCUCCGAAUUCAUGAAUAUAGGGAUGAGCCCCCUUACAGGCUGGAUGAACCACCACAUCUACGAGCUUCAGACUGGGACAGGCCUUCUAGGCGGUCACCUCUACCAGUAAGGACGUAUCCUGACUACGGUGAUCUUAGACCUCAGUAUGAGGAGCGUAGAGAAGAGCCACCACUUGCUGCGUCUGUUACAGACUUGCCUGUAAGCGCAGUUGAAGCUGCAACCCAAGGAAGUGGGGCAAAUGUGCUUGCACUUUCUCAACGACAGCAUGAGAUUAUCUUAAAAGCUGCUCAAGAGCUUAAGCAAAUAAGGGAGUUGCAAGGGGGAAAGACCCCAAGUACUGAAAAACAACCAGCAUCCAGUGACGUUCUGCCAGAGCUACCUGCAGGUCUCCUUGGCUUGGAGAUCCCGCCGGAUGUUAGGAAUGUUCUGAAGGGUAUGACUGCUGCUGUCCAAACAACUGCCACUGAAUCAGUGUCUUGGGAAAGCAAACCUGCUGCUGCUGCUGUAGUAGAUUACCAGUCAUCACUGCCUGCUUCAGCCAAUCCUCCACUAAUUCCUAAAACAGUUGACUACGGACACGGGCAUGAGCCUGGGGCAACUGUUGAGCGGAUGUCGUAUGGUGAGAGAAUAAUAUUAAGACCUGACCCAGUGACAUCAGAUCGCCUCUAUGAAAAAGAACCGCUUGGUCUCAGAGAUUCUUACAGCCGAGACCUGUAUUAUGACCGACGAUCAGAAUCCUAUUUGGAUCGUCGGGAGUUUAGCAGAGAGAGGGAGUUGUACCGAGAAACGCCUCUUGAAUAUGAAAGAGACAGAUAUGAGCGGGAGCGUUUUCAUUCACGAGAAAGAGAUGACAGCAUGCAUACCUUGGUUGAAGAAAGGUCUCCACUGGCUCCUCGAUCGGCAUACAGGGAAAGAGAUAAGGAGCGAAGCGGCAGCCGUGACCAGGAAGACUAUUAUGGAAGACCCGGUUAUGACCGACCUCUAUAUGAACGCUCUGGACCUGACCGCAUCGGGCCUGAGCGUUACAGCUCACCUUACUUGGAAAGAAGAGGUUAUCCAGAGGAGCGAGGACCCCACCCUGCUGCACCUCUGCCUCCUCCACCACCGCCACCAGUUCCACGAGUUGAGAAGAAACCUGAAAUUAAAAAUAUUGAUGACAUUCUCAAAACUCCUGGCAGAUUAUCUCGGCCCGAGAGGAUUGUCAUUAUAAUGAGGGGCCUCCCAGGAAGUGGGAAAAGCCAUGUUGCAAAGCUUAUACGAGACAAGGAAGUUGAAUGCGGCGGUGCACCUCCAAGAGUUCUUGUUCUGGACGAUUACUUCAUGACAGAGGUGGAGAAAGUGGAGAAAGACCCAGACACUGGGAAGAGAGUCAAAACUAAGGCUCUUGAGUACGAGUAUGAGCCGGAGAUGGAGGACACCUACAGGAGCAGCAUGCUAAAAACCUUUAAGAAAACUCUGGAUGACGGUUUCUUUCCCUUCAUUAUUUUGGACACCAUUAAUGACCGAGUGAAACAUUUUGAGCAGUUCUGGAGCGCAGCCAAAACUAAAGGGUUUGAGGUGUAUGUAGCUGAGAUCACGGCUGAUACUCAAACGUGUGCAAAGAGGAACGUCCACGGGCGCACACUUAAGGAUAUAAUGAAGAUGUCCAACAAUUGGGAGUCAUCUCCUCGUCACAUGGUGCGUUUGGAUGUGCGGUCCCUGCUUCAGGAUGCUGCCAUUGAGGAGGUGGAAAUGGAGGACUUCAACCCUGAAGAUGUGCCCCAAGAAACCAAGAGGGAGGAGGAAGAAGAGAGCGAUCUGGGCUAUAUUCCAAAAAGCAAAUGGGAGAUGGACACAUCAGAGGCCAAACUUGACAAGUUGGAUGGUCUGGUGAGCGGUGGGAAGAGGAAGCGUGACAGUGAACACUUGUCAGGCAUUGAGGACUUCCUUCAGCUGCCAGACGACUAUGCCACACGCACGUCUGCACCAGGAAAGAAAAGGGUCCGAUGGGCUGAUCUAGAAGAGCAGAAGGAUGCAGAUCGAAAGCGUGCUAUUGGUUUUGUAGUGGGUCAAACCGACUGGGAAAAAAUAACCGAUGAGAGCGGCCAGUUCGCACAAAGAGCUCUCAACCGUACAAAGUAUUUCUAAGAAGAUAAUCUGAUUCCUUAUUUUGGUUUAUGGAGAGGUACACAGAAUGUGAACAUGCUCCAGCUUCCUGGUGUUGAAACCUUCAUCAGUGCGAUAGUCCCAACAGUUAUCAGAUGUUUUUGUCAGUUCACUAAUAAUUAUAGAAAACACGUUUUUCCCUCCUGGAUGAUUUGUAGUUGAUAAUAUGUGAUAAUUAUAUUUAAGUAUUUAGGCAUCGUUUACUUUUUUCCUCUGUUUUAUACCUUUUUGACUUCAUGUACUGUAUACCUGUUGCGCCGUUUUUGAGUCGAUGUGUUGUAGAAGGAAAUAAAAGGUUCACAACAUUA
This is a messenger RNA of Girardinichthys multiradiatus, 6677 nucleotides long. It is a transcript of the gene ylpm1, whose product is annotated as YLP motif containing 1. The coding region runs from base 280 to 6351 and encodes 2023 amino acids. NCBI's taxonomy places the organism in Eukaryota, Metazoa, Chordata, Actinopteri, Cyprinodontiformes, Goodeidae. The transcript has 23 exons. Gene Ontology annotation, cellular component: nucleus. The record is from RefSeq and is a predicted model, not a curated record. Gene Ontology annotation, biological process: regulation of telomere maintenance.